UGAAUUAAGGACUUGACCUCGAUUCCCCACACGAAUGAUGAGUAGGGUGGACAGACCCAUGAUCUAUUUUUAGAUAGUAAAUCUGAGUUUUACACACCUGGCUGUAGGGCGUAGGAUAGGCUGUCGGGUGCGUUUUUUGGAUUUGAUUUCUUGGACUAGGCUAAUGAUCUUCAUAAUCAUUAUAAAUUCUAAGUCCAAGGCUUAUCUUAUGGCAUGAGAUGCUGGUGCCCACAAUGCAAUGACUCCAAGCAAAGUGUAAUUUGAAAAUGCGGCAAUCUAGCACAGUUACAAGGACAAGUACAAGCAGGCAGUCGAUGACUAGCAUUCAAACUGUCACUGUAAAUAAUAGCACCAGAGGAAAUUCUAGAGAAUUAUUUUAUGAGGAAUUUUCAACUUUAUCACCACCAUUAAGCCAACCUUUUCUUCAGCUUGAUGAUUCAUCAUUUACAAGUUUAUCACCAGGAUGGGUAAGAGGUCAUGCUGGUCUCUUCGAAAGUCCAAAAAGCAUAUCACCAAAAGCAUCAAAGACACGCAGAUCAUCUGUGUACAGCAAUAAAACAACCGUAUCCAAGUCUGGUAAUGAGUCAAGUGUUUUCAAGAAGCCAGGAGAAGUUUUUAUUUCUCCAACUGGCGUUAAAACAAGAGCUAGAAGAUCUUCCAUCUAUCAAAAAUCCGGAAAGAAUCUGCUUAGUGGCCUUUCAACUCAGUCCAGGCGAGAAUCUAUGGCUGCUAUUAGAGCAAGAAAGUACUCUGACUAUGACUCUGCUUUUGCUUUACCAAAACCAGAUAUAGCCAAUCGUAGAAAAGUAGUUUCACACAAAAGAGCACAGGGUAAAAAGAGUCCCCCCAAAAAGAAAAGUCCACAAAAGGAAGAAACCAAUAUAGUGAGAAGAAGUCGUUCAAAAGCUAAAAAGAGUCCAGUUCAAAAAGCAGCGAAGUCAGCAUCAAAAAUAAUCCAGUCCCAAGAAAAUAGUGAAGAUGAUGAGUCCGCUUUUUCACCAAGACGUACACGAAAAACACCAAGUAAAAGGCCAAUGAGAUCCUUAUCAUCCAUGGGCAAAAGUGACAAGAAACGCAAACGUUCACCUAGUAAAUCUCCUUCAUCAAACAAGAAAAGACCAUCUCCAAUCAAAAGGCGUUCACCUAGUAAAUCUCCUUCACAAAAAUCACCAAUUAAGAAAGGUUCAUCUGUUAAAUCUCCUUCACCAAGUAAAAAACAACAAACGGUUACUAAAAAGACACCAUCAGAGAAAGGAGGUAAACCGUCAAAAUUUUUAGAAGUUUCAUUAAUGCCAUUAGAAAUGGAUGAUAGCAUCUGUUACAAUUCUAUAGAUUCAUCAAACAACAUACUAAAUGAGUCUUUGUCCAGCAAAAGGAGCAUACACCGUUCUUCUAAAGGAAAAUCUACUACCAGACUCUCUGGGUCUUUCAAGAGUUCACCCAAAACACCUUCUCAAAGAAGCUCUGGUAAAGUAUCUGAAACCAAAAAAGCAUCAACACCUAUAUCAUCCUCAAAGAAAACUUCUAAACCAUCUUCUACAAAACGUUCUCCAUCUCCCAAAAAGCAAACUAUCAAGAAAAGUCCACCCAAGCCAUCGCCGAAAAAAACUUCACCUUCCUCAAAAAGAUCUACUCCAAAAUCAAUAACAAAGAAAAGGGCAACUAAAAUUUCAGUAGUAGACUCUACAAAGCUUACAAAUCCUACUUUCAGCGUGAUAGCAUCAUCACAAACAGAUAGAAAAACAACUAAUGACAUAAUCAACUUAACAACAUUUGUAGCAGAAUCUGUAGAAAAACAGGCUAACAGUAACAAUACUAAGUCUGAAAAAACAUCACCUAAGUCAAAGACUCCCUUGUCAACCCUAAAAAUGAAGAGCAUAUUGGACAGUGUCACUAGUGAAAAAACCAGUUCUGAUGCAUCUAAUAAGAAAAGAAAGACAACUGAUUUUUUAGAAACAGAAUCAGCUAACAAAAGAAGGAGGUUUGACCGUGACAGGUUUGAAAAAAUAGUGGCCAGCACACCGCGCGACAUGCGCUUGGACAUUCUAUCUGGUAGAAGGCCAGAGUUAUCUCCUAUAGUAUCAGCAAACAAAAACAUGAACAAUAGUUUUACAGCAACUAAACAGGUUACUGUUUUCUCGGAUAAAACAACAUUCUUAAGUACUGGUCCCUCAAAUCUUUCUCCAAUAGUUUCCAAAAGUCCAUCAAUAUUCCAAAAUGAAUCUAUGAAGCAGACUUAUGAGACUGAUAAUGGUCAGGAUGAAGUUGAUGGCGAUAAUGAGUUCGAGUAUACUAACAUCACUUGCUCUAAUGAUCCAGCAACAACCGAGCCAUAUCUAUUUGAUUAUGAUACUGACCUUGACACCUCACACUCAAAUAUUCGACCAGGGUGUACCAUAUUAUAGAAUAAUUGAACAUGCUUUUAUUUUGAUCUAAUUACAGGGUUUUGUUAAGUUUUUAUUUGACCGCAUAUUAUAUUUUAUGUUGUCGUCAACCUGGCAUGUCCGUCUGUUGUCCACAAUUGCUUGAGGAUGCAUCUAGUGGCUAAAGUGAUGAGGUCCUGAUUUUCAACAAUUUCUUAUGAUGACUGAGUUAUGGCCCUUGAUAACUUAGUAAGACCUGUAUGGACUGCCCAUACAACUUACCUGCUGUUGAGCAUAUAUGUUUUGUUGCUUGGCAUCAAAAUAUAUCAGGUAGUAGUAAUAUGGAAAAUACCUACCAUGUAUUCUGUAAAAUGGCAUAUUAAACAUACAUUAUGCAAGAGCUAAAUCUGCCUAUUGCAGGUCUUUCUUUAGGCCUAAAAUGUUAUCUAAAUUAUUAAUUAUACAUUAAUUAACUUAUUCAGACCAUAAUCAACUCUUGAUGGUAUCGGAUACUCAAGAUUUGUUUGAUAAAGACAAGAGUAUCAUCGUCGAAACGUUGCAUGUUAAUAAACCAGUAAUUGUUAUUCCAUAAAUAGUGUUUUUGUGUUACUGUUCAAUUACUAAAUGCCACUUAAAGAAUAGAAUAAAACGGUUUGCCAUUUAAAAAUUUAAUUUAAAAAUGGGAAAGCGAGGCUAAGUCCCGAUUAUACCAGUGCCCUGGUUACCACUGUGCACACAUCUUGUCAAAACUACAAACAAUGAUAACUUGGCUGAGAAUGAAGUAAUUUGACUGAAAUUUUCAAUAUUUUCAUUUUUCAUCAUCUAUUUUUGAAUUAUUAUAGCAAGAAUGACCAACUCUUAACUAAUCUAUCUUUAAUUGGAAUGUCGCAUUGUGAAAUCGUUCUUUUUGCUAACAUUAUAAGUUUACACGCUCUCUGUAUAAAAUACUAUAAAACAAUUGUACUGCUUUCAUCAAUAAGCAAACCCACGAAAAUUCUGAUUAAAUUGAAUGUAAUUGCUGCUUAGGCGCCUUUCUUUCCUUUAUAUAUAUACUUAUAUCUUUCCUUUUUGUUCUAUUAUGAAAAUAUUUUAUUUAUUAUGUACAGUCAUAAUUUGGAGAUCUGGUGCAUUUAUUUGGGUAUGCAAUAAUCAUUUUAAUCACAUUGUACAGAUGCAUUUAUUUUUAUUUUAAUCUAUUUAAUAUAUUGGUAUUUUCUUAAUAGAUUUAGUUGUUGUUAGUGAUUGACAUUUUGUUAAUGGUGCAUAAUUUGUACCAUAUUAGUCUUUGUCUCAUUUCAAAAUAAGCUUAGAACUUGUUAUUUAUUGGUGCCUUUAAUGACUACUGUGCUAAGAAGUAGUAAAAAUAUGAUCUGAUCUUAUUAAGACUAUGCCACACCUUGUAAGUUUACAUUGAACAAUGCACUGGUGUAUAAUAUAUUUAUUUUUGUAUUAACAGAUAUAUAUAGUAUACUAUAUAUUUUUUUAGAAGAAAUUGAAAAAAAAGUGUUAAUCAUUAGAGUGAUACCCCCAUAAAAAUCAUUAUUUAAGAAUAUAUUAUUCCCCUGUGAUCUUAAUAUAAAAUAUUCUAUGCAAGUACCUAUUUAUGUCCUUUAGUAAAUUCAAUUUCUUGAGAAACAUGUAAUGGUAGUCAAGGACCGUAUAAUUUUGCCUUUUCAUUUUCCAAACUUAUAUAACAAACAUGUUCACUUGAACCUUUUUUGUCUUGAAAUUAAAUAUCCAAAAUAUUACAGUGUACAUCUAGUGUGGCUGGUCAGUUAUUGUUCAGAUUCUUAUGAAAACAUUUGUGGAAAUAGAGAAUCUCCUACCUACAAGUUGAUAAAGUAACCAAAAACGAGUCUCUGCGGAGUUUUUUUUUACUUUAUCAACGAGUGUUGAUAUUUUUUUAUAUCAAAAAAGACGAGUAGGAGAUUUUAUUUAUCACCCAAUCCCUUCUUACAUGCACAAAUAGAUAAAUAUAAUUCUUUGCUGUAGAUUUCACUUUUACUGAACAUUACGGCGUAGUGAUACAUCAUUUUUUGACAGCAAUUCAACCAUUGCAAAGUCCUUUAUAUUGACCCAGUGUUUCCAUCACGGUCAAUUGAAUAACAAUAGUUCAUUUUUAAUAAAAAAAAAAGUUACUUUUAAUAAGAAAUGAACUGUUCUUUGAAAAUAAAAUGUUCCUUUUCAACUGACCAAUCAAAUUCAUGUAAAGCGAUAUCUCCUAAGUUAGCAGUAGAUUAUGAAAUAUAUCACACAAGCGAUAUCUACUGUAGAAUGUAUUAUUGGGUGAUAAAUUACUUUUGUACCAUCCUCCUAUCUCCACCAAAGUAUUAGUGUAACAAUUGAAACUUUAAAAAUUUAACAUCCACUAAAUAAAUAUUAAACAUUGAA
Patella vulgata (common limpet) is the source of this 4754-nucleotide messenger RNA. Its product is annotated as nucleolar protein dao-5. The record is from RefSeq and is a predicted model, not a curated record. NCBI's taxonomy places the organism in Eukaryota, Metazoa, Mollusca, Gastropoda, Patellidae. The coding region runs from base 267 to 2405 and encodes 712 amino acids. The transcript has 4 exons.